CUAGCGCAGGCACACGGAGGGAAACCCAAGGACCAUCCACUCUGCACUUACAAGUACUCCCAGCUCAACCAGCCUUUUGUAGUAGGCAAGGUAAAUACUAAAUUAGACUAGUGAAGGCACAAAGAGGAAAGCUCGGGCCUGCGGGAAACCAUCUACAACUCUACAUCUACACAGUACAACUACUCCCAUCUCAACCAGCCUUUUGUAGUAGGCAAGAGAAUAUCUGACCAUCACACCUCCCCACCUAGCCAUGUCGCUGUGGCGGAACGCUGUGUGGUUCGUCAAGGGGAUGCGAGAAUACACCAACUCAGGAUAUGCAGCUGCAGCCAAGACCUUUGACCCGUGUGACCUGCAGGUGGAUGUCAAAGGUCGCACGUUCCUCAUCACCGGGGCCAACAGCGGCAUUGGCAAGGCAACGGCUGAGGAGGUCGCCAAGAGAGGUGGAACAGUCCACAUGGUGUGCAGGAACCCGUCCCGAGGAGAGGAGGCUCUGAACGAGAUCAGGGAGAAAACUGGCAGCCAGCUUGUCCACCUGCACAUCCUGGACAUGGCCCAGCCGCGGCAGGUGGCCGACUUCGCAGGGCGCUUCUGUCAGGAGCAGGGGAAACUCCAUGUGCUGGUGAACAACGCGGGCUGCAUGAUCAACACACGGGAAGUCUCGGCAGACGGGCUGGAGGCCAACUUUGCUACCAACACUCUCGGGACGUACAUCCUGACCACAGGCCUGCUGCCCCUGCUGUCCCAGAGUGAGCAUCCCCGAGUGAUCACAGUGUCGUCCGGAGGAAUGCUGGUUUCCAAGCUGAACACGAAAGACCUGCAGUUUGAACAGAUGAGACCGUUCGAUGGAACCAUGGCGUACUCUCAGAACAAGAGGCAGCAGGUCAUCAUGACAGAGCAGUGGGCCCAGCAGUAUCCCACAAUCCACUUCUCCUCCUGUCAUCCGGGCUGGGCUGACACACCAGCUGUGCGUACGUCGAUGCCAGAUUUCCACCAGAAGAUGAAAAGCCGUCUGCGCUCCGUGGAGCAAGGAGCCGACACCCUCGUCUGGCUCUGUCUGGCGGAGGCGGUUACUAGUCAACCAAGCGGGCUGUUCUUCCAAGACAGGGCUGCGGCCUCCAAGCACCUUCCCCUGGCCUGGACCAAGUCUACCAAACAGGAGGACGCGGGUCUCAUGCAGCAGUUGGAGGAGAUCGCACGCAGGUUCAAAUCUUAGGUCUCACACCGAAGUAUGAUCGCACGCAGGUUCAAAUCUUAGGUCUCACACCGAAGUCUGAUCGCACGCAGGUUCAAAUCUUAGGUCUCACACCGAAGUUUGAUAGUCUCUGAUGGAAGUUCCAGCAUCAAACCACACG
Branchiostoma belcheri (Belcher's lancelet) is the source of this 1352-nucleotide messenger RNA. RefSeq names its product dehydrogenase/reductase SDR family member 12-like. The transcript is spliced from 11 exons. The record is from RefSeq and is a predicted model, not a curated record. NCBI's taxonomy places the organism in Eukaryota, Metazoa, Chordata, Leptocardii, Amphioxiformes, Branchiostomatidae. The coding region runs from base 251 to 1213 and encodes 320 amino acids.